Molecule: messenger RNA, 1738 nt
Organism: Galeopterus variegatus (Sunda flying lemur)
Lineage: Eukaryota; Metazoa; Chordata; Mammalia; Dermoptera; Cynocephalidae
Gene: CCKAR
Product: cholecystokinin A receptor
Exons: 5
Coding region: 212-1498 (428 amino acids)
Biological process (GO): neuropeptide signaling pathway
Cellular component (GO): membrane
Molecular function (GO): neuropeptide receptor activity; cholecystokinin receptor activity
Source: RefSeq, a predicted model, not a curated record
ACAGGAGUGCAAAUGCAUGCCCAGCUGGACUGAGCAUGGUGAACUCAAGUCACCUUUAGGAAUGGCUGAAAAAGCCCACACCUGGAAAUCUCUCCCUCCCUGCCCCUCCACGGCAAGUUGCAUUUAGGAGACUCUCUGGUCAUUAGAGGAAUGAGCCGGGAGUGAGCAAUUCCCCAGCUCGCCAGCACUUGGUGGGAAGCAGCAGGCAAGGAUGGACGUGGUCGACAGCCUUCUUGUGAAUGGAAGCGACAUCACUCCUCCCUGUGAACUCGGGCUCGAAAAUGAGACACUUUUCUGCUUGGAUCAGCCCCAUCCUUCCAAGGAGUGGCAGCCGGCGGUGCAGAUUCUCCUCUACUCCUUGAUAUUCCUGCUCAGCGUGCUGGGAAACACGCUGGUCAUUACGGUGCUGAUUCGGAACAAGAGGAUGAGGACCGUCACCAACAUCUUCCUGCUCUCCCUGGCUGUCAGCGACCUCAUGCUCUGCCUCUUCUGCAUGCCUUUCAACCUGAUCCCCAACCUGCUCAAGGAUUUCAUCUUCGGAAGUGCUGUUUGCAAGACCACCACUUACUUCAUGGGCACUUCUGUGAGUGUAUCCACCUUUAAUCUGGUAGCCAUAUCUCUGGAAAGAUAUGGUGCAAUUUGCAAACCCUUACAGUCCCGAGUCUGGCAAACAAAAUCCCAUGCUUUAAAGGUGAUUGCUGCUACCUGGUGCCUCUCCUUUACCAUCAUGACUCCGUACCCCAUUUAUAGCAACUUGGUGCCUUUUACCAAAAAUAACAACCAGACCGCAAAUAUGUGCCGCUUUCUACUGCCAAAUGAUGUUAUGCAGCAGUCCUGGCACACGUUCCUGCUACUCAUUCUCUUUCUUAUUCCUGGAAUUGUCAUGAUGGUGGCAUAUGGAUUAAUCUCUUUGGAACUCUACCAAGGAAUAAAAUUUGAUGCUAGCCAGAAGAAAUCUGCUAAAGAAAGGAAACCGAGCAGCGGCAGCAGCGGCAGAUACGAGGACAGUGACGGGUGUUACGUGCAGAAGUCCCGGCCGCCGGGGAGGCUGGAGCUUCAGCAGCUGUCCACCAGCAGCAGCAGCAGGGUCGACCGCAUCAGGAGCAGCAGCUCCGCGGCCAACCUGCUGGCCAAGAAGCGCGUGAUCCGCAUGCUCAUCGUCAUCGUGGUCCUCUUCUUCCUGUGCUGGAUGCCCAUCUUCAGCGCCAACACCUGGCGGGCCUACGACACCGCCUCUGCCGAGCGCCGCCUCUCGGGGACCCCCAUCUCCUUCAUCCUCCUCCUGUCCUACACCUCCUCGUGCGUCAACCCCAUCAUCUACUGCUUCAUGAACAAACGCUUCCGCCUCGGCUUCAUGGCCACCUUCCCCUGCUGCCCCAAGCCUGGCGCCCCGGGGGCGAGAGGAGAGGCGGGAGAGGAGGAGGAGGGCAGGACCACGGGCGCCUCGCUGUCCAGGUACUCGUACAGCCCCAUGAGUGGCUCCGCGCUGCCCCCGUGAGCUGUCCCCGGGCCUCCACUACAGACCGAAGGCUGCGCGGGCUGGCGAGAAAGAAGAGGAGGAGGAAAAGAAGACGGAAGCGGAAGUGACGUCGGAAGGCUCCAUUUCCGGUGGGAACUACUUACCCUCUGCUUUUCAUCCUUUGUCCCGUUCAGGAAACGGAAGCAAUGCUAGGGUGGGGCCCUGACGUGGUUUCUGGGCAGUUUAAGGCAGGAAAUUUUCAAUGACAUUUACCAUCAG